UUAUUUGCUAUAUCAACAGAAAAUAUAUUUAAUUUUAAAUCAUUUCCUGGUUAUUUGCUUCACGAUAUAUAUAGUUAGCGACUCUCUAGGGUUUUGCUGUCACGAGGUAUUAACUCGGGCGAUUUGGAGAACCAAAGCCUCCAUCUUUAGGCAUCAACAUGACUCAAAGCAAGAAGAAAGUUAACUGGUCAGAGCUUUGUCCGGAGAUGGUGCGAUGUGUUUUCGAACGACUGAGUUUCACAUGUCUAAAACGAGGAAGAUCAGUCUGUUCUUCGUGGCGCACUGCUUUGAGAGGCUGCGUCCCAAAACGUAAUCAGAUCCCAUGGCUGAUUCUCUUCCCUCGAAAAAACAAUAACAACAGGAGUAGUAGUUGCGUGUUGUUCGUUCCAGAGGACAGAGACAAUGCAUACAGAACCAGAGAUCUAGGUGCUGACUUUGUUAAGAGUAGCUGUGUUGCUACUUACGGAAGCUGGCUACUGAUGUUGGACACUCGUUGGAAUCUCACUAUUUUGAAUCCUUUAACCGGUGAGAGGAUUGACUUACCAACUACUGACUAUGCUCGAUACCAACGAUACCAACGACUUGAUGAUAUAAAACCUCGAGACCUCGUAGCUUGUCUGUGGAUAGACGACAGAAGCAAAGAUUACUUAGUUGUCUGUAAAAUGGACAACCUUAUCUUUACCAAGAAAGGGAACCACUCGUGGCGAUCCAUCUCCUCUGGAAAAGGGCUCUACAAACAAAUGGUAUACGAACACACAUCCCAAAAGCUCUACGCUCGUAGUUACUACAAUAUUCUUGUCCACGUCUGGUCUUUCUCUGGAGAUGAACCACAGCAAGUCUCCGAAGAGUUGUAUCUGAAUGAGGAGGAGUUUAAUUUGCAAGAUUAUGUUGACAGCAGGGUGUACAUUGCAGUCAGUACAGUCUCUGGACAAGUUUUGAAGGUAGCUAAUUUGUUGCACAAGUCCAAACGAUGGCUCUUUCACGUCUACAAGAUGCACGCAGUUGAGCUUACUUGGGAAGUAGUCGACUCUCUGGGCGAUGAGGCGUUGAUAAUAGACAUGGGUAUCACUGUUGUAGCCAAAGACGUUCCAGGGAUCAAGAGGAACUCAAUCUACUUUAGUGGUCUCCAUAAUGGGAACAGUAAUCCUGACCGUAUAUUCGUGUUUGAUCUCACCACCCACGAGAUUGAACCUUUGCCUCAGUGUGUUCUCUCCUCCAUUCGUUUCUCCGAUGCUCGUUGGUUCUUCCCCGGUCUAGACGUUUAAGUCUAACUGUGCAAUUGCUUCCUCAUGUCUUAGUUUAUUUUUGCUUCUAAAUAUAGAACGGUGAUUCACUGUGUCAUGCCAGAGUCUUUGUUGUUGAGAGUGUUGUUAGUCUCACAAUUCUAUGCAAUCAUAACUAUCAACUUAAA
Messenger RNA from Raphanus sativus (radish), 1411 nucleotides. Its product is annotated as F-box protein At2g05970-like. Gene Ontology annotation, molecular function: protein binding. The record is from RefSeq and is a predicted model, not a curated record. NCBI's taxonomy places the organism in Eukaryota, Viridiplantae, Streptophyta, Magnoliopsida, Brassicales, Brassicaceae. Bases 159 to 1265 code for a protein of 368 amino acids. The transcript has 2 exons.